GCCCUAACGUUUUUCUCCCAACGCUAAUCCAACGAUUUUGUCUCCCCCCGGUGACACUGCUCAAAGACCUUCACUGGAAGUGGAAACUCUUCCAUCUCCAUUCUCUGCUGCUACGUCUGAACAUUUUGCCUCAAGGUCCUCAAUUUCAUCAUAUUUAUGUACAAGUAAAGGACCUCUACAAGUUACAUCCAAGAAGAAAGCAACGCACCAGUCAAGAUGAUGUGGAAGUACAUCCAAACUCUGCUACCCAACAACGAGCCUUACUAGUUCUUCCUUCAACUCAAAAAACAAGAUCUGUCCAUUCCCUGCCACCAACACAACCAGAAACAACUUCCGAAACCCCAAAAAAAAAGAGGCCUUACCAUCGCCAUCAACUAAAAAAAAUUGCCACACCAGAUCCACAAAAAAAAUACAAACCGCAGUAUAGGUCCAACAUAUUUGCAGUCAUUAGACUAUUUGACAAGAUCAAACUGAAGAAGCAUCACAAGGCUGUGUUAAAGCAAACCCCAUUUUGGAAAUUUUUUAAGUCAAUCAUCAAAAAAAGAUAUGGUGAUUCACACAGAACAAAGAAGAAUGAACAAGAUGUAGCUGAUAUCAUUCAAUGCUAUGACCCUAUCAAAAAAGCAUUCCGCAUUGGUGGAAAAGAUAUGGUAUUGACCAGCAGAGAUAUUAGUCUAAUUUUUGGAAUAGUCCAAGGCUCCGAACCAAUCACAACAAAAAGCAAAUCCACCAAGGCAACCCAGACCAACAGCAGACUCUUCAAAAAUGUGUCCAUGGAAAUAACAAAGACAAUCAUUGAGGAAGAAAUUGAAAAAGCAUUGAAUGGAAAAACCAACCAAGAUUUUGAGGAUGUGGCCAAACUACUCUGUUUGCAUGCACUUGUCACCGUGUUCUUUUGCAGUACCACCCACAUCCUUCCAAAGGCAUAUAUACAGUAUGUUGAUGACAUACAGGAAAUGGCAAAAUACGCUUGGUGUGAUGCAAUAAGGGAAAAAUUAAUGCUUUCAAUUGAAAAUAAGCACACAACACCAGAAGCAGUCCAUGGAUGCGUCAUUGCCCUAUUAUAUUGGUACUGUGAGCACACAUCCAUAUUGAAACAAGAUUCAACAAAUGCUUUCCCCAGAUACACCAAAUGGCAUCUACAGAAGCUUGCAACAAAAAUGUAUGAACAACCAAUUCAUACAUUAACAGCAAAUGAGGUAUUCGAGAAUGAGUUGCAAAUGACACAGAUUGAAAUUCAAAAACUUGGACAGCCAAACUUGGCAAACCAAAUGUCACAAAAUGUCAUUUCAGCUACUCCGUUAGACUCAGUGUUGAUAACAAAUCAACAGACAGACUUGUUGGCAACACCACAGACACAAACCCACAAUUCAACAGACCAAGGUGGAUCAGAUAUCAUGGUCAAUCAACAUAGUCCCAUCCUUGAUGAAACAGAACACCAAAGCUGCCAAGAGUCUCAAUUCCAAACACCAUGUCAAGAAUCCCGCAUUGUUAAUCAAACAAUCUUGUCACCUGAGGACAAUUCCAACCUGAAUACCCUGUGUCAAACAAUCCUCAACUCAGAAAAUCUGUUUCAUACUGUAGAUGACACAGAAACGGUUACUGACACAAUCUUGGCAAAUAUUCAGCAAGACAUGGACAGAGAGAAAAUCUUUGGAGACUUGGAAGACUAUAUUUCUUUGGAAACAUCAACUGAUAGUCUCGGCCUAUGUGCACAUCAAGCCUCUGUUCAUAAAAAGCAAAUCAAAUUGCUACAAACUGAAAGGAAACAAAUGGCAGAGAAAGUUCAACAACAGAACACCAGCAUGAAAGAGAUGGAAACCAAAUACCACAAACUUCUUGCGGAAAACAAGGAGCUAAAAGAGAAAUAUCAUCGAGUUCUGAAAAGCAACAAUGAGCUCACAAAUCAGUUUGAAGGGAUGAAGCAACAAAUGAACAACAAUGCUGAGCAAUGUCGGAACAUAAAGAACAAAUCUGAAGACUCAAUCAGACGAUUGAAGACGGUUUUAGAAGAAAACAAUGAAAUCAAAGAACAAAUGAAGAAGAUGAAGCAACAAAUGAACAAAAUGUUGAGGAAUAUCAAAACAUGAAGCUUUCUCUCUUUACUAUGCUUUUUGAUGGACGCAUUUGCACUUCCGAAAGCUUUUAUGUUUUUAUUUUAUUAAUUGUAAUGAAUGUAUGUUUUAAAAGAGUGGAAUAAUAUUGGUGUUUUCAAAACCAAUAGAUAGGCUUGGAGAAUUUCUCCAAGACCUUGAAUUUGAAUCAA
This is a messenger RNA of Camellia sinensis, 2266 nucleotides long. RefSeq lists its product as uncharacterized. The record is from RefSeq and is a predicted model, not a curated record. Lineage: Eukaryota; Viridiplantae; Streptophyta; Magnoliopsida; Ericales; Theaceae.